GGACGAACUUGGCACACUAGCGAUCUCUACCUGGAGGUAUCAGCGAAGCUGCAGGAUGAAGCGGCAGCAUGGUUUCAUCGUAUUAGCGGUACGGUGCGAACAGAAGACGAGACGCUGGAGAAUCUGAUUGCCUUACUGCAGACCAAAUACGGGAAACACUUGGACGCGACUGAAGUCAUGAACCGCAUACGCGAGCGAAAGCAGAUGCCAGGCGAAAGCCUGUCGGAUUUCUCUAGAGCUCUACUGGAACUCGGUGGUGACAAAGUUAUUGACGACAGUUGGUACGUCAGUUCCUUUCUGAAUGGGAUGGAUAAUCAAGCCAUGACGCAGUUCAUCAAAGUCCAUCACCCACACGAUCUACUUGAGGCCACCCAAAUGGCCAUUCGCGACUGCGGAACGUACGGCGAAGGCACUCGAGUCGGUUGGGAAGAAGCCAGCUCUCGUCACUCAAGAAACACGGGCGUGGUACGAAUACUUGGGGGCGGUGCACGUCUAGUGUAG
Messenger RNA from Phytophthora sojae, 501 nucleotides. RefSeq lists its product as hypothetical. NCBI's taxonomy places the organism in Eukaryota, Oomycota, Peronosporomycetes, Peronosporales, Peronosporaceae. The record is from RefSeq and is a predicted model, not a curated record. The transcript has a single exon. The annotation marks the transcript as partial.